This is a messenger RNA of Bemisia tabaci, 1621 nucleotides long. RefSeq names its product death-associated protein 1 homolog. The record is from RefSeq and is a predicted model, not a curated record. NCBI's taxonomy places the organism in Eukaryota, Metazoa, Arthropoda, Insecta, Hemiptera, Aleyrodidae.
ACACGAACGUCGCUGCAUGGUCACUACAUCUUUUGUUUGAAUGCUGACGCAGGAUUUUUCACAAUUUUCUUCUGCUGCCACCUUGGCAAUCUUCAGUGAAAUUUCAGUUCUCAAAGAUACAUUUAAUCGUCCUUUAAAAAAUCAUCCAUUCCGCGUGUUAUCAAAACAUGUCGACUAGCGAGGAGAAAGAAUGCAAAGCUGGGCACCCACCUGCACAAAAAGCAGGAGCCAUGAGGAUUACUCAGCACAAGGGGUCCAGCCACCACAAAGAAGGAGAAGUCCCGGAUAUUGAAAAGAAUAGCGUGUUUAAAGUUUCGAUCAGUCCACCCAAAUCAUCAACUGUUGUUUCUGGAGUGCCAAUCCAGAAAGUUUCUGACCAGCCUGUCGAGGCAAUCCAGUCAUACCAUGAAAAACAGUUACCUACACGUGAUGCUCACUCCGCCCAUGCACCGAAACCGGUCAUUCACCAACCCAGGAAGUAGGCUAAGCUAUCUUUUACCCUUCCAUUGUCAUUACUUACAAUGCAUUUAAUAUUUUUAUCCAUGUUAAAAUCUAUAUUAUAUUUUUUUAUUUGAACCGUGCAAAUUUGUUUUUUUGAGCAACUAGUGAAGAGUCACCUAGUGUGAAUAUGCUCUGAAUCCAUUCUGGAAACUGUUCUAAAUUACAAAGUAUUUUCAGUCUUUGGUGUAAACAAAAGAUUUAUUGAUAUGAUUGAAAAUAGGUAUCUAAAAAAUCAAAAGAAAUUUUGAUGUGGUUGCUAUUUUUUAUUUGGACACUACUAAUGCCUCAGGUAAAUGCAGUCAACCAAAAAAUCUGCCCUAGAAAGUCCAGGAAAGGAAAUAAUGAUAUCAAGACUUUUCAAGAGCUUUUGAAUUCCUUACCUACUAUUCAGUUAAUUUUCUCAAAACCCUAGUAAAACUGGAGGCUACCAUUCCUGGUACCACCAUUAUUAUUUAUGUAUGGUGAUUUAGUUGCCAGUAAAUGAAUAUCAGUUGUGCCAAUAUAAAUUUUUAUUUACUCACUGAUGGUUUAUGAGCCUUGGAAGUUGAUCAAAAAUUGCUAGUUAUUGCUCAGCGUGAAUAUUGAUAUGGUUAAGCAAACAACAUUACAAUUUGAAUCUUGGGUCUGUUUUCCAUAAUACCUAUAAAUGUAAAAACUUAAGUUAUCCUUUCACAUAGUGGGGUCCCUUGAAGAUUAUUUUUCCUUCGCGUAAAUGUAAGUUAGAGCUCACGUUCCUGAUGACAACCGCUUAUUCUUCUAGUUGAAUAACAUAUGCCCACAUCAUUUGCAAGAAGAAUCUUAUUCCACAAAAUGGGAAUUAAUGCGUUAUGUAACACCUAUGAAAUAAAAAUAUGGAUCGCAAAAGUUAGUGCUCACAACAUCAGUGUACGUCUAUAAACAGAAAGCACAUGCAUAAUGCACUCAGUCUGUACCUACAUUUUUUGGCUACAUUUGUACUGAUUAUUCAUCUUGUUUAGUUUGAUAUCACUUUGUUCUAAUUGGCUCCCACUAUCAACAUCAUGAAUGGAUGUUAUGAUCUCAAUUUUGAUAAUUCCAGACUUUGUUUUGCAUUUUUUUUAAAGGUUUCAAAUAAAAAACACAAAAUUAACCAGAAAAAAAA